GGUCCCGCGCGCGGGGGCCGCCGCAGUUCCCGCCUGGGCAGCCGCCCCCCGCCCGCGCGCCGAGUCCCCCGCCGCGAGCGCGGCCCGCCCAACCGCCACGCUGGAGGAGCGCCGGAGGACCGAGCCCCGGAGAAUGGAGGAUGAGGCGGUGCUGGACAGAGGGGCUUCCUUCCUUAAGCAUGUAUGCGACGAAGAAGAAGUGGAAGGCCAUCACACUGUCUACAUCGGGGUCCACGUGCCUAAGAGCUAUAGGAGAAGGAGACGCCACAGAAGAAGACCUGGGCUAAAGGAGAAGAAGGAAAGAGAAAAAAUAUCUGAGUACUACUCCGACAAAUCAGAUGUAGAAAAUGCGGAUGAGACGAGCAGCGGCAUCCUUAAACCACUCAUCUCCCCCGCUGCCGAGCGAAUCCGCUUCAUUUUGGGUGAAGAAGAUGACAGCCCUGCACCCCCUCAGCUCUUCACCGAACUGGACGAGCUUCUGGCUGUUGAUGGACAAGAGAUGGAGUGGAAGGAGACGGCAAGGUGGAUAAAGUUUGAAGAGAAAGUGGAACAGGGCGGAGAGAGAUGGAGCAAGCCUCAUGUCGCGACGUUGUCCCUGCACAGCUUGUUCGAACUGAGGACGUGUAUAGAGAAAGGAUCCAUCCUGCUGGAUUUAGAGGCCACUUCUCUCCCUCAGGUAGUGGAGAUGGUUGUUGACAAUCAAAUUGAGACGGGCCUGUUGAAACUAGACAUGAAGGACAAGGUCACCUACACGCUGCUCAGGAAGCACCGGCACCAGACCAAGAAAUCCAACCUACGCUCUCUGGCUGACAUCGGGAAGACCGUCUCCAGUGCAAGUAGGAUGUUUACCAACCCUGAUAAUGCACGCAGCCCACUUGAGAGUUCUGUGCCCUGCCUAGCAACCCGCACGUUGGAUGAUGAAAUCCGAGUGCAGCGCAGCCCCAGCGUGGGAUGGCUAAGCAGUCCAGCCAUGACUCAUAGAAACCUGACUUCCACCAGUCUGAAUGACAUCUCUGACAAACCUGACAAAGAGCAGCUGAAGAAUAAAUUUAUGAAGAAAUUGCCCCGUGAUGCUGAGGCCUCCAAUGUGUUGGUUGGUGAGGUAGAUUUCUUGGAAAACCCUUUCAUUGCCUUCGUCCGGCUGCAGCAGGCAGUUAUGCUGGGUGCUCUGACUGAAGUCCCCGUUCCUACCCGAUUCCUAUUCAUUUUGCUGGGUCCGAAGGGAAAAGCGAAGUCCUACCAUGAGAUUGGUCGAUCCAUUGCCACUUUGAUGUCCGAUGAGGUGUUCCAUGACAUUGCCUAUAAAGCCAAAGACAGGCAGGACCUGAUCGCUGGAAUCGAUGAGUUUCUGGAUGAAGUCAUUGUGCUUCCACCUGGGGAGUGGGACCCUGCCAUCAGGAUAGAGCCCCCCAAAUCUCUCCCAUCUUCUGAUAAAAGGAAAAACAUGUAUUCGGGUGCGGAGAACAUACAGAUGAAUGGAGACACGCCUCAUGAUGGGGGCCAUGGAGGUGGGGGCCACGGUGACACUGAAGAACUACAACGAACUGGCAGAUUUUGUGGUGGUUUAGUCAAAGACAUAAAGAGGAAAAUACCUUUCUUCGCCAGUGACUUCUAUGAUGCUUUAAAUAUCCAAGCUCUUUCAGCCAUUCUCUUCAUCUACCUGGCCACAGUGACCAAUGCUAUCACUUUUGGAGGUCUGCUUGGUGACGCUACAGACAACAUGCAGGGCGUGUUGGAGAGCUUUCUGGGCACAGCAGUCACUGGAGCGGUCUUUUGCCUUUUUGCUGGUCAGCCACUCACAAUUCUGAGCAGCACAGGACCUGUCCUUGUCUUUGAAAGACUCCUGUUUAAUUUCAGCAAAGACCAUGACUUUGAUUACUUGGAGUUCCGUCUCUGGAUUGGCCUGUGGUCAGCCUUCCAGUGUCUUGUUCUGGUUGCUACUGAUGCCAGCUUCCUGGUCAAAUACUUCACCCGCUUCACAGAAGAGGGAUUUUCCUCCCUGAUCAGCUUCAUCUUCAUUUAUGAUGCUUUCAAGAAGAUGAUCAAGUUAGCAGACUAUUACCCAAUCAAUUCCCAUUUUAAAGUGGACUAUAUCACAUUUUACUCCUGUGUCUGCAUGCCACCAGAGCCAGAUAAUAGUUCAGUAUUUAAUGAGACGACAGCAGCGCCAGUUGAUUGGCUGACCAGUUCCUCUGCUGAGAAGUACAAUAACACGGUCGACUGGCCAUCUCUGACAAAGAAGGAGUGCUGGAAAUAUGGAGGCUACCUUGUGGGCAACAACUGCAACUACGUCCCUGACAUCACCCUCAUGUCUUUUAUCCUCUUCUUUGGCACCUACACCUGCUCCAUGGCCCUGAAGAAAUUCAAAACCAGCCGUUAUUUCCCAACCACUGCCAGGAAGCUCAUCAGUGAUUUUGCCAUUAUCUUGUCCAUUCUGAUUUUCUGUGGAAUAGAUGCCCUAGUAGGUGUGGAUACACCGAAACUAAUUGUGCCAAGUGAAUUCAAGCCAACCAGCCCCCACAGAGGCUGGUUCGUCCCACCCUUCGGAGGGAACCCCUGGUGGGUGUACCUUGCAGCAGCCAUCCCUGCACUGCUGGUGACCAUUCUCAUCUUCAUGGACCAGCAAAUCACAGCCGUCAUCGUCAACAGGAAAGAGCACAAGCUCAAGAAAGGUGCUGGCUAUCAUCUGGAUUUGUUUUGGGUGGCUGUUCUGAUGAUUAUAUGUUCCUUCAUGGCCCUGCCCUGGUAUGUUGCUGCUACUGUGAUCUCCAUUGCCCACAUCGAUAGCUUGAAGAUGGAGACCGAGACCUCAGCACCUGGAGAACAACCCAAGUUUCUGGGAGUGAGGGAGCAGAGAGUCACUGGAAUCAUUGUAUUCAUUCUCACUGGUGUGUCAGUCUUUAUGGCUCCCAUCUUGAAGUUUAUACCGAUGCCUGUGCUCUAUGGAGUGUUCCUAUACAUGGGUGUUGCUUCCCUUAAUGGAGUGCAGUUCAUGGAUCGUCUGAAGCUGCUUCUGAUGCCUCUGAAACAUCAGCCUGACUUCAUUUAUCUGCGUCACGUCCCGCUGCGCCGGGUCCACCUGUUCACGUUCUUGCAGGUGGUGUGUCUGGCCCUCCUCUGGAUCCUCAAGUCAACUGUGGCUGCUAUAAUCUUCCCAGUCAUGAUCCUGGCACUUGUGGCAGUCAGAAAAGCCAUGGACUACCUCUUCUCCCAGCAUGACCUCAGUUUCCUUGACGACGUCAUUCCAGAAAAGGACAAGAAGAAGAAAGAGGAUGAGAAGAAGAAGAAAAAGAAGAAGGGCAGUCUGGAUAGUGACAAUGAUGAUUCCGACUGCCCCUACUCAGAAAAAGUCCCAAGUAUUAAAAUUCCAAUGGACAUCAUGGAACAGGAACCUUUCCUAAGUGAUAGCAAACCUUCCGACAGAGAAAAAUCACCAACAUUCCUUGAACGCCAUACAUCGUGCUGAUAAAAUUCCUUUCCUUCAGUCACACACUAUGCCAAGCCCUCCACGAACUCCAGUGAAAGUUGUGCCUCAAAUUAGAAUAGAACUUGAGCCUGAAGACAAUGGUUAUUUCUGGAGGAGCAGGGGAACAGAAACUACUUUGUAACUUUUUUGUUUGUUAAACUUAUACUGAACUUUUUUUUGUCACCAGCCAAAUAUUAAAAUGCUCUCUGCUUCCCUGCCGCAUAGGUAAAUCUGACACACACUGUACCUUCCCUCUACCUUUCUCACCCAGUUUUUCCACUCACCAACAUUCGUUUUUGCCUUCUGUCACUCAGACACUCACGCAUCUCUCAUAUUUUUUAAGCAGAGGGCAGAAGUAUUAAGGAUAUAUUAUAAAUACCGUUGUGAAAUGUCAGAGGAACUGACAUUACCUUAGUUGUGAAUCAGUGUUUGUUUUUCUUUUUUCUGUCUGGCAGAACAAAACUGACCUCCAGGCUAAUUCAAUGUCUUUACUACACUACUGGAAAGUGCUGCUAUACUAACUUGCUCUUAAAGUCUAUACUUGUAGUGUCAAGAGAAGGAAAUCUUAAAGGUACUUCACUCCCAGCACAGACAAACUAUUGCCAGCGUUGUAGCUUGUGUUCUGAAAUGUCCCUUUCCUAUGCAACUUUUUUUUUAAACACUUUAAUGGACUUAUCUGUCAGGUACACUGAAGAGUGUUAUUUUCCUAGAUUAUUUUGUUUAAAUUAUGGGGCCUAACCUGCAACUUUUUUGUCAAUUUUUUAAACUUUUUUUUAAUUACUGUAAAGAAAAAUGAAUUUUUCCUGCAGCAGGAAACAUAUAGUUUGGAGUAGUUCUACCUCUUAUUGCUAGAUGCCAGGCUUUCUGUCAAAAUGUAUUGUAUGAUAUAUAAUGUGAUUUUUACAAAAAUUACACAAUCUCCAAGUCAUGGCAUAGGGCUGGAUCAGUUUUAAUAAUACCUUCCAUCUGAAGCCUCUGUUUGUUUUUAAAGACUCUAGCUGUACAUGAAGGUGACAGGAUGUAGGUUAACUCUUGUGUGGUUUAGGAAGAGACUUGCAUUUAAUGGCAAUAACUGAUGUACUGACUGGUAGUGUCAGUGGACAGAUGCUGAUUGUAUUAAUUUUGUUGCUUUCCAAUACAGUACAGUUAGAAUUAUUUCAUGUACAGACGUGUGUGGCUGUACACAUUUGCAUGUAAUACAGCGUGGGCACCAUGAUCAUAUGGUUAAGAGGAAGAUAGUUUUUAAUCUUACUUAUCUGGAUAUAUACAUCCAUAACAUUUCCUACUUAGGAAAGCCACCAAUCAGUCAUGAAAGUCUACACUCUGAAUGCAGAUAACUGUACUGUACUCCCCCAGAUCCAUUCACCAUUGUGUAUAGAACUUAGAAUCCACCAUGACAAAGAUACCAUUUAGAAUGCAUCUUUUUAAAUGGAUACAAUAUCCACAUUACUUUGCUUCUAAACAAAGCAGGCAAAUGUCACUUUGAAUGAGAUUUUUUUUAUCCUCUCUUGUAUAUACUUUAAAAAAAUAAACAUACCAAACCAUUUUGGAAAUUGGGCAUUACACUGACCUUUAUCCAGGUGACUGUCUGACAAGGUUCCAUUGUACACACAGUAUGCUCUGGAUGUGCAUUAAAUGUAGCACACAGUCAUGGCAUCGUUUAUCCUCCCUGGGGGACUCUUAGUUGCUACUCAGCUAGGGGUCUGCUCCAAUUUCCACUCCAUUGUUCCUUCAAGGGCCCCAUGCAUAUCUUUCCAGCCCCUUCGCCCACCCUACCAACAGGGGUUCUAGAAGAGCCCAGAUGCUCAGACCUUCCCAGCUGGUUUUUACCUCCAAACUCCUCUUCUCUUGGGGAACAAUCAGGAAAUGCUGACCCUGUUGACAGCAUCUUACCACCUGUUUCUCCACAGCAUUUGGAGAGGAGACUGGGCACAAGAUAGCACUGUUUCGGGCAGAGACUUUUAUAGGGUCAAGAAACCCAGGGAUUGGCACUCCACUUCUAUUUGCCCCUCUGCCAGAUCUACUGUGUCUGUGAAUGAAAGUGAAGAGAACAGUCUGGCCCCUAGCCAUUGAUAGUAGCCGCACCUCGGAGGGGUGUCGGAAGUGUGGUAGCAUGCAGCUGCUCCUGUUGAAAUCAAUGGGAGUCUUGCCACAGGCUGGGUUUCCUCCUAGUGGCUUUAAGGGGCUGGCCUAAUAUUUGAUACCAUGUGCAUUUAAAAAAAAUAACCUGUGCCCCCCCACAAGCUACUUUCUAACACUUUGUACUCGAUGCCUCAGGGGAAAUGAAACUGCUGCAAGAGGACUAAUGGCCUGCAAAGCUGUAAUGAAAAUAACACAGCCCAUCUUCAACUAAAAACAUCAACGUCAUGAGAGUUCUGAGACCCGAUAGACCAUAUUUUAGCCUCCCAUCACUAACAGGCACAGAAUAGUGUAGAGGGUUUUUUUUUCUUCGUCCAAAUGUGCUAUAGCAGUCUCUGGAAAUGUUAUUUUUAAAUAAAAUGCUGUAUUAAGACAGCCGAAAUAUGGACCAUAAUAAUUGCAGCCUGACCUUAUUAGGGCUGUUGGGCAGGUAUAACUGGCAUUGCCCUGUUGACGCUACACCAGUUUGCACCCAUCCAGAAACCAGCCCAUUAUUCUCUGACUGUCACUGGUAUUAUUUACGAGCUACACCUAUAACACACCAGUGUAUCAUGUUUAGCAACAACAUUGCACAUUAGAAGUUGGGGGAGGGGUGGUAAAUACUUUUUUUUUUUAAAAUGCCAAAUUCAGCAUCCCACCUUACAUCAGCAUUUAAAAAACAAAUAUACACCCUCCCCCUCCAAAGGAGGGGAUCUAAGGUCCAGCCCGUGGUCAGUCCAAAAAGUUAGUUCUGCUUUAGAGGGACAAAAUAAAGAGUAAUUAGCUAUCACUUGGAAAGUUCUGAAAAUUGGUGACCGUGACAAAGGGAAGGAAAUGCAGCCUUCCUUCCUUGGCAGAUUAGCAUCCAAUAAACAGUCCAACCCUGAUUCUCCUAAGUGACAGCUGAAACCUUCAGGAAGGGAGUGUAUAUUGCCUUCAGCUAACCGAGCUGCCCAACUGGAGGAUGGAUACUUAGGGUUGUGCUGUGUAUCUGGAUGUACUAUGUUAAUUUAAAACAUAAAACACUUUUCAUUCCUCUAUAAAAAUCACAACCCACUAUAAUGUGAAACAACAGAGCCAAGUACCAUGUACAAAGUAUGCGUGUGUAGGAUUUUGUUCUCUUCUGCUCAGACCCUCUGAUUUUGGUUUAGAGAAACCCACAUGUGCUUGCUGAGGAAGGAUUGAAAUAAAUUAAUUUGUGUUGGACAACAGCAGAUUUUUUAUUUUUUUUAGAAAAGCACUGAAGGAAGAGAGAAUAAGAACUGCUUACAAUGCACCCUCCCGCCCCCACACACAUAGCAGAGCAAAUCUUUACAUUUGCUAUUACCUGGUGAUCAAUCUCCAGAAAAUGAGGUCUUCCACUUUUGAACCAUGUUAAAUGUACUUGAAAUGUAUUGACUGCUGAUUUCUGUCGUCUUCUUUGCUUUAACAGAUUGAGCUCUUGUACAGAGGGUGACACUGUUUAGGGAUGGGAUUAAAAAAUAAUAAUCAAAGAUUGGUAUUUUUCUCAUCUAUACACAUUUAAUUCCUUUGUGGCAGAAGCCUGGGAUUUUUCACGACAGAGCACUAAGAUGAAAGGUUUUUGUUUGAAACAAACAAACAAACAAAAAAAAGACCUGCUGGCUCCAAAAGGUGAAAUGCAGCAAAGUGGCCCUUUGAUAGCAUCAGCCUAUCUAGGGUCUCAUGAACUAGCAUUUCAUUGCACUCUUUCAGCCUUGUGACACUAAAUAGCAAUUAUGUCAAAAAAUCGUGGCGGUGUUUGGAUGGGGGAAGUUUGGCUCACCAAAUUUAUGUUUUGAGAGUGCGUUUAGGGGCUGAAUCAAAAUCCACUGAAAUCAAUGAGCACCCUUAAUGAGAUGAGCUUCUGCUACUCAGGGCUAAUAUUCUCCAGUGAAACUUUACAGCUAACUCUGUCCCAGACCUACAAUGUGAAAAUGGUGAUUGUCUCCCUCUGUCUCAUCUUUGUAGCCAUUCCUAUGGCUGAUACAUAUAUGUAUUCAUUACAUUUUUGGAAUCAACACGCACUUUCAGAUACUUCUAUUAUUUUAAAUCCUCUUAAGUCUGUAUUUGCUUUGGAGGAGAGAAUAAAAACUUAUUUUAAAAUGAAGUAGAUCAAGAUGGUGGAACAAAAAGGAAAAAAGCAGAAAACAUUUCAAUAUAUUAAUGAUUUUUUCCAGUAAUAUAAAAACGUGAAAUUCCUUAUAACAUUAUAGUAUUUUACAGUUUUAUGAAGCUUUCUAUUGUGACUUUUAUGGAAUCAAGAGAUGAACAAGAUGAGAUAUUUUAGCAUUUAUAUUUUUCAAAAUUAAAUGUGUACUGAAAAUAAAGUAACUUUAUGCAUUUA
Chrysemys picta bellii (western painted turtle) is the source of this 7928-nucleotide messenger RNA. RefSeq names its product solute carrier family 4 member 4 (gene SLC4A4). Gene Ontology annotation, cellular component: plasma membrane; basolateral plasma membrane. NCBI's taxonomy places the organism in Eukaryota, Metazoa, Chordata, Testudines, Emydidae. The record is from RefSeq and is a predicted model, not a curated record. Gene Ontology annotation, molecular function: sodium:bicarbonate symporter activity; solute:inorganic anion antiporter activity; monoatomic anion transmembrane transporter activity. Gene Ontology annotation, biological process: monoatomic anion transport; regulation of intracellular pH; bicarbonate transport.